AGUGGGAGAAUGGCCAGCGCAACAGAUCAUCAUAUUCUCCAGGUAGAAUCUUGAUAUAGAUUGAGAUGUGAGAACUCUCUCCAGCACCAUUACCAUUCAGAAACACAGAUGCCUACAACAAACAAUGCAGAGAGACACAAAAUAUUGGAGUCUUCGCCAUUACUUGACAGAUGUCAAUGCCGAGUCGUUCGGAGAAUAAGAUUAACCGAGACUGAUGUAACCGCAUUUUUGUGAAUGAUUGGGCUGUGGCGUUUGUUAUUUAGCGACUCCGUUCCAAACGAAGUGCCAGUUGUAACUUACCGGUUCUCGCGGCGGUGAGAAUGUUAUCACCCUGAUGGUAGAGGCAGCAAGCACCUCUGGAACGUCUGUAAACUACCAACGUACACGGUGCAAUAUCCCAGAAGACAGUCAUCUUCGUGAAGCAUGUUGUCUACGAAUGGGAGAAGCUUCAAUGCUUAUUUAAGUCAUCUUGAUUAGAGUCGUCGUUUGGUUUAUGUUUUCCUGUCAUUUCCAGUUCACCAUCUCUUGUAGCUGUAUUCUUUAUAUCCAAUAUUUUAACAUGUCCAAACCACUGUAAUAUUUUCAUCACGUAUAAUUACUCUCUGUGUGUCCCACUCCUAAUUCUCUCCAUUUUUAUUUUCUCUAUGAUGACCUUGGAAUUUCAUGCCAAGUGCUUAUGUUUUAAUUUUAUCUUUAUGUCUGAAAGUCCAUACAAUCAUACUGGUUUAAAGUGUCCGGUGUAGUCUGUCUGUAGUUUACGUCUUAACCUCUUAGCAUUCCAAAGCAAUGCCAUCACAACGUGACAAAAAUUUGAACUUUGCUGGGUUCUUCUAUCGGUCGACCAUUCGUUCUUCCCUGUGGUAUUACUUUCACUCCUUAAUUUUUAAGUAGCCCUGAGCUUAUUUUGAAUUUAACCACUUUCUUCGUGAAUGUUUGUUUGUAUAACAGUAUCUAAAUAUCUUGUAUUCUUCGCAUACGCAUUUUAUUUAAAUUAAAUGUCAAUCUGCACAAAUUAAUGAACGUUUCGUUUACCGUACAUCUGUUCCCCUUUAUCAGGACGUUGACUGCAAAGGUCGUCGUUUUCUUGUUAGAUUUUGUACGUGUUCGUCUAAAUUUAGUAAUGAGGUUAUUCACUACUGCAGUCAGCAACAGUGGGAAUACUACACUUCCUUGUUUUCAUCCACUGUUUGUUUGUAUACAUACAUUACUGGAGUAUGACUGAUGGUAAUUGUAAAUACAUCCUUGUGUUACUUAUUUCAUUAAGUAUCUAAAAUUAAGUUUUAUCUGUCCAUCUGCAUGUUUCAUAUUCAACGGUUUUCCAUUUAAUUUAGCACUGGUGGUCCGGGUGUAGGGCGAAUUUAAUUUUGUUAAAUGGCGAUUAAAAAACUGCUUAUCGUGCAGUUUCUAUGGGUUUAGAAAUAUAGACCUCGUUAAAAUCUACAAUUUUUAUUUUUGCUCAAUAUUUUAUAGUACUAUAUGGAACAAAAUACAAGUAAAACUAAUCUGAGUGUGUAGUAUUCGCAGUCUGAUCAGCGUUGUCACAGCAAAUUUCUGCAACAAUGAACAAGGUCAAUGAGGUAUUCAAAAUCCCAACGAACGCUUUUGGAAAACAGAUGGGCUCGCUUAUACCCUCUUCGUUAACUCUGUAUUGUGAGUAGGCUGUGGUCUAGACGACUGGGGUUCGAUUUUCGGCAGGGGCAGGGUUUGUAUCAUCGCCACAACGUCCAGACUGACUCAGGGAUCCACCUAGUCUCCUAUAAUAGGAACCGGGGUCUCUUUCACCGUGGGUACAGCGGCUGGGGCAUAAUUAAUGCCGAGCUUCCAUUUAUUUACUAAAAUUUAGCUGUUUCAAUUUACACAUACAUUUCAGGAAAUUUAGAUAAUAUACCGCCGGAUUCACAUACAGUUACAGCAGUUUAAAGAAUUGUCAUUCAGGCCCAAUCAGUUCAGAAACGAUAACAUCACGGCGGCAAUGAUAUACAUAAGUUCUUUCCAGAUACAAUAGCAGGCACAGUGUUUACAAUAAUAUAAGAUUUCUUCUGGUUUCACAUCCAAGAGUGUAAGUGGUCUAGUUCUAAAAAAUCGCAGUACUGAAGGGAAGAUGCUGUGAGGAGAGGUGAAUGAGAAACAUCCUGCCCAGGACUUGCCUGAAGCUGUCACUGACGUGCACUGGACCGCCCGGACUGUUUGUCAGCAAGGUCGUGGUCCAUGAAGUUCUGUUAUGAUUCAUAUCAACUACUUGCUAAAACUAACACCGUUACACAAGUCUUCUGUUAUUUUCCUCCUAUUCUUCGUCUUCUCCUCAGCCUUUUUACUCUUUCUACUUUCUUUCCUCCCCCUCUUUUCCAAAAUGUUCUAUAUGACCUCUCUUCCAUUGUUGGGAUCCGUUAAAAGGGCCCAGAACUCCCCCCCCCAAACGUAUAAAAGUCUUACGUUUUAAUUUGAUAAAACAAGGGGCAUUAAGUUAUCAGAUAUAAAUUUUGCACAUAAAUCAUCCGUAACUGAUUUUUGUCUUUUAAUAUUAUGCUGUCACUUCUUUUGUGGGCUAGGUAUAUUUUAUGAUGUGGCUGCCCUGUCUGAGAUGGGAAAGUUUGUUAUGUGGCUAAACUGUGGCGCCACAUUCAGGAGUUACGUGGUUCCGUGUAAAUGCCGUUUGAUUUUGAAGUAUCGUGGUUUUGUUUUUUCUUCCCUAUAAAGAUUCCCAGGUUUAAUAAUGGAGCUUUUACGAACUGAAACCAAAACUAGUUAUACGGAUGGAAUAGUUGCUGGCUCUUGAAGAACAUGCGAGUAUAGUUGUAAAGUGAGGUUAGAAGUGCAAACACCGAAAUUGAAUAAUCCCGAUUUUGUGUUUAAACUACAAAGCAGUGAAGAGAAAUUAAUUACUGUCUGUUAUUUAGCAGUAUUUUCCCAAUCUGCCUAGACAAAUGAAAAUCCACAAAAUGGAUUGUGCCAUCCAGGAAAAUAUAGCUGUACAAGUACCAUAUAAACUGAAAUUCUCUAUAUAGGUAUCACUAUAAAGAAAAUUAUAAUGAACAUCUUCAAACAUUCCGUAUGCUGUGAUGAAAGCAAUGAAGUCAAUUUUUCAGUAUCUAACAGAAUGAGAAAUUUGCAAAAGUUCCUCUGUGAUUAUACAUAAAACAUAAAUGAAAGUAUGAAUAAUGUAAUUUGGAUCUGCAUUCUCAGGUCUGACUGUGGGCAUCAAAACAUUGCAUAGUGUGUAUGAUGUAGUUGUAUCAUAUAGCAAGAAAAACAUAGCAAAGUGUGAUACUAAGUGUUACAAGGACUAGAACAGAGCCUGGACAACAUAACAAAACCUAUGAUUGCAAGAAGCAGAAGGAAUAUUGAAAGUGCAAAAAAUAACUAGGAGAAGAAGACAAGACAACAGAAAAGGUGUAAAAAGAAGAUUUAAAGCUGAAGUACAUGAAGACUAUGACAAUCCAUCUGGAAUGUACUGAGAAGUGUGAUACUUCAUUGCAGCUCAAUUCCUACCAGAAUUCAGUUGUGCAGCUCCGUUCUUUAUUGACACUAUCAACAACAUUCUCUGAGAGAUUUUUACAGUUUUUCUGUCAAGUAUUUUUGCCCCAAGGAUAUCCUGAAAGUGUUAGUGAUGACUAUUACAAAUACCAAAUCUGGGAUACAGUACAGGCAUUUUGUAGCACCAUCACUGGAACACUUACCACACAGGCUGUCAUGAAAGGUGUUGGUGUUGGGGACACUGCUGCCACACCCUUUGCUGCAGCAGUUACAUGGAUUCUCAAGGAUGGAACAGGAAUGGUUGGAAGAAUAGCAUUUGCUUGGUUUGAGGGCUCUCGUUUGGAUGGAGACUGCAAGAAAUGGCGCCUCUUUGCAGAUGUUUUAAAUGAUAUGGCAAUGGCAUUUGAGCUUCUCGUGCCAGUAUUAAUGACAUAUUCAACACAUAUUCUCUGCAUUGCAACAGCAUUAAAGUCCAUUGUUGGUGUAGCUGGGGGAGCCACAAGAGCAGCUAUAACUCAACAUCAGGCAAUUCGAAACAAUAUGGCAGAUGUUUCAGCAAAGGAUGGAAGCCAAGAAACUUUUGUCAACUUAUGCGCAUCUUUUGUUGGCAUCAUCAUUUUGUCCACACUUGAAGGAGAAUUUGUGUGGCAUUUGUUCACUGUCUUCACUGUCAUCCACCUAUAUGCUAACUACCAAGCAGUGCUAUCUCUGAAAAUGGUAACAUUAAACAAUGCACGUCUUAUUUUGCUGCUUCGAAUGCACCUUGGUAUGAAGAUUGUUUCUUCACCUGAAGUCAUCAACAGACAUGAACCUGUGAUACUAGGAACAGGAAUGUCUGAUCGUAACUUGUGUGGAUUCCGAAUCAUACUUGGUGCUUCAUUACAAAAUGCCAUGGCCUAUGGUAAGAUAUGCACUGAAGAUAUAAAGCUGUUAACCGGUUUCUAUUGCUCAAAGAAGUACUUGAUAAUAGUCGACAUUAAAGGCAAGAGAAUGUUUGUGACUUUUUUACAAGGAGAGACUGCAGUUGAUGUAAUUCAAGCUUAUUUCCAUGCAGUGCUGUUGGGCAUUGCCAUAUGCAUAAUCAGGGAACAUCCACUGAUGGUACUAAAUGAACAACAAAGUAGAUCAUCUUUAAUGUGUCCUGUUCACCAUCUGCAAGAAACUCUGAUAAAACUGAACACAACCAAUACAAUUUCCAGGAAUAUGAAAAUUCCUGUGGUAGCUAUGAAGGCUGCAGAUGAUAUAGUGUCAAAGGAAUUUCCAGAAUUCCUAGAAGCGAUACAGAAGCAAGGCUGGAAUACACGAAGUCACCAUAUUACAGUUGAUGAAUGGAGAAGUGAAUGGAGUAACUUUGACAAGAAUGAAUAAUUUUAUUUCAACGAGGAGUUAAGUCUAAGGUGAAAAAGUCUUGUUCUGUUUUCUAAGUUCUCUCAUCAGCUGAAGAAGUCCAUCAAGUACAAAAUGUAAUUUGUGGUGAUUUGUUCAUUAUAUCAGUUUAACAUUAUUAAAACAACCAGGGUCCAGAAAAAAGUCUUUACAAUGGACCUGACCCAA
Messenger RNA from Zootermopsis nevadensis, 5028 nucleotides. The record is from RefSeq and is a predicted model, not a curated record. Lineage: Eukaryota; Metazoa; Arthropoda; Insecta; Blattodea; Termopsidae.